Molecule: messenger RNA, 3083 nt
Organism: Marchantia polymorpha subsp. ruderalis
Lineage: Eukaryota; Viridiplantae; Streptophyta; Marchantiopsida; Marchantiales; Marchantiaceae
Source: the annotation of a GenBank genome assembly
GACCUUUUGUCUUAGUGACAAGUGCUCCCUCUUAAGUCUCAUCAAAUUCCGGUUGCUGAAAACUGACUAACCGUGCGGACAUCUCGUGUGUGUGCAUGUGUACUUGAGUGAGCACUUCGUCGCUGCAAGCUGCAUGUAUACUUCUGCUGACACUAGUUAUUGCUGAGCUUUGUAGAUGUGAGUUGAAAGGAUUUUUCUGGAUCAAAAUUUGGACAUUUACAUCAUCUGCCCAAAUUCUCAACAUGCUGUACAUAUUCCUUGCAUAUCCUCAUUAGUAUUCGUGCACUUUAGAAUAUCCUUUCAUGCAAGAAGAAUACAUUCUCAGGUUUCAAACCGACUAAAAGUUGGGAGCUGUAACAGAGAUAGAUAGACAGUCGACAUCGAUACAAUCUGUAAAUCGAUUUCGAUAUAACUCCCGACGGUUCCGAAUACGUGUCGUAUCUUAGAGCUCGAUAGUUGUGCAGAGAUUGCUUCAGCUGAAAAAAAAACUUUACCAUCAAACUUCCCUGGCGCUGGUUGUUUUUCUGGAGAUCUCAUCAGAAAGCAGACAUUAGGAUGCCGCCUGUUUGGGACGCACAAGUUCCCACGCCGUAUGUCUAUAGACGACCUUCAGACGAGCUAAAGGAAUCUAUAGCUGAUUUGAAAUCUCAGUUGCAGUCGAAGUAUGUCGGGAAGAAUGGCGUGAUCAGCACCCAUAAUGAGCAGUCACCAAGUGUGAAUGGUAAAACUGACCCUGACGAUAACGAUAGAGUGUUGCAAGAGAUCAUCGUGGAAGGCUUGAGCAGAAAGUCUCGCAAAGAGGUCCCAUAUCGUUUUCUCUACGAUGACAGGGGAUCUGAGUUGUACGAGUCCAUCACCAAACUCGAGGAGUACUAUCCUUUUAGGGCGGAAAUUGAUCUGCUGGAUCAAUUUGUGGAAGAUAUCACAAACCAUAUUCCCGAUGGGAGUUUAGUCGUGGAGCUCGGUUGCGGGUCUGCGCUUAAGACAGCCCAUCUUCUCAAUGCUCUGGUGGCUCGCCAUGGGAGAUGCCGGUUCGUAGGAAUUGAUGUUUCCGAGUCUUUCCUGGACGAAGCACGCUGUAACCUGAUGCUCUUAGUGGAGGGCCAUCUGACGGUAGAUCUUGUGUCUGCUGAUUACAUCGAAGGCCUGAGACAAGUUAGAGCCAAGUAUCCGAAUGAUUCGCUGUGUGUCGUCUGGCUGGGCAGUGGAGUGGGCAAUUUUUCGCAGAAAGAUGCAAUUUAUUUCUUUGAGGAUGUUUCGAAUGCCGUGAAAUCACGCUGUCGGCUCUUUCUCUGUACCGACAUGUGGAAGAAGGACGAAAUCCUGCGGAGUGCUUAUCAUGACAAGCAAGGCGUCACAGAAGCAUUUAUUAGAAAUGGUAUGAGUCAUGCUCUUCGUAUUCUUGGCCAUGAACCGGCGACAGCCGAAGAGCUUUCGUCGGUUUAUGAAGUGGAAAUAAACCAGCAACUUAAGCAGGUUGAGAUGUAUCUCAGGUUUCCCCAAGGCUUUGCAGUCCCUAAGCAUGGAAUCCACAUAAGACCGGGAGAGAGAGUGUUGAUGGAGAUCUCGAGGAAAUUUACUCGUGAGUCUAUCCAUAAGAUGACUGAAAAUGCAGGGUUCCAUCUACAGUCGGCAUGGCACAACCAGAUCUACGGCUGUCAAAUGCUGCUGGAUGAAUAUGAAGCCAUCACUCAGUGCUGGCAGGAUACCGACGUUUUGUUCGAGGGUAUACCGGAUUGGAGUUCGAAACCCAUCGAUACCCGACAUCCAUUCUGCUUCUACUAUGGUCACCUCCCUGCUUUCGCAAAGCUAAAAAUAUUCGCGGACGAGCCUGCUCAAGACAUGGACAUCAUGUUUUCAAGAGGGAUUGACCCAUUUAUCCUCGACACUUCUCAAUGCCAUAAUCAUCCCAAAACCCCAGCUGAGUGGCCUUCCCGAGAUCAAAUCGUCGCCUAUGCCAGUGCCACGAGAAAGAAGAUUUUGAAUGCUCUUCACGCAGGACAGUUCAAAGGGAACCAUAAGCUCAUCACCUUUGUCAUGGAGCACGAGCGGAUGCACCAGGAAACGCUGGCCUACAUGAUGACGCAGGAGAGGAAAGCUGCCUUCGAGAAGGCCGUGUCGGUUGUGACUGCUUCACAGCUGCCGCCCAUUCAUAUCAGCUCGAUCGAACCCCCUUCUACCAUGUCCAUCAUCAACGCUUUGGCCAAAUCCAAAAUGGUAACCAUCGAAGCGGGUCCGGUGGUUCUGGGAUCCUAUCCGAAAGAAACUGGAUUCCUGUGGGACAAUGAGUACCCUCAAUAUAGCACCAGUACGUCGAGCACUUUUUGGGUCAGUAGCAGACCCGUUUCCAUCGGGGAAUUUCACAGGUUUGUCAAAGAAGGAGGGUACGAGAACGAGAAACUAUGGGAUGCUGAAGACUUUGUUCACUUCCAGGAGAAUGGCUACAAGUAUCCAGCGUCGUGGUCUCUCGUGGAGAAGGAAUUUUUCGUACACGAGUAUCAAUCCACCAAUCACUGGUCCAGGGUCGCAAAUCACCCGGUGUUUGUCAGUCUUUCCGAGGCGGAAGCUUUCUGCAAGUGGUUGGGAUGCAGAGUAUUCUCGGAAGCAGAGUAUCAACGGGUGCUGGAUGUGGAUCCUGCUGCAGAGCUGGUCCAGCAAAUGAGAGUCGGUGGAUACGAGUGGACGAGCACGCCAUUCCAAGGAUUUCCGGGAUUCGAGCCCAUGCCAGAGUAUCCUGAAUACUCCACAGAUUUCUUCGACGGCAGGCAUUUUGUGCUCAAAGGAUCGUCGCCUGUCACUCAUCCCUCAAUGAAACGGGAUUCCUUUCGAAAUUACUUCCAGAAGCAAUAUCGCUACGCUUUCGCCAAAUUCAGAUGCAGCCGAUAGUUCGCUGAGCGCUGUGAAGAUUUUUUAUUUUUUAAGCUCCACUUCGAAAGAGGACCAGGCGACCACUACGGUAGUAUAGAACCGUAGACGGAGAGACAGCUGUAUAGAGAAACAGUAUCACUGUCAAGUGUGAAAUGUUUCAGAGCCAGAAUUAUGUGCAGAGUCGGACCCUUUAUGGAAUCAAAGCUGUCGAUAUG